Messenger RNA from Chara braunii, 3042 nucleotides. The record is from the annotation of a GenBank genome assembly. Lineage: Eukaryota; Viridiplantae; Streptophyta; Charophyceae; Charales; Characeae.
GUACACAACCCCAACAGCUAGCACAGCAGCCUGUGUAACAGGGUCCACAGCCCGGAGUGAUGCAGGGACCGGGACAAACACAAUGGGUACCAAAGAUGGCCAUCAUUGCUCCUAAACCCUUCACACGGGAUAAGAGAGGCGAAGACCUCGACACGUGGUUGAGGGCAGUGCCGGUCUAUGUCAAGUGUAAGCUUACCUUGCCGCAUGAGGAAUUGCUUGUGGCUGCAUCCUAUCUAGAGGGUAGUGUAGCACGAUGGUUGAGCGGUUUAGUGCAACUACAGGGGUACGGUCAUGACUUCCGCUCUUGGGCAGCCCACCAGAAACUGGAGGACUUCCUCAAGAUGGUGGAAGAAAGUGCUGUAGCUUAUGAGCGACGAGGAGGACACCAGAGAGGACGACCGGAUCUUGCGAUCGGCAAGGCGCCCAGUAGCCCAUUUGGCAUUAGGUCCAAAGGGGACAGAUAUCUGUUCCGCCAGCGUAGAGAGAGGUUGCAGCAGCAGAGGAGGGCUAGAGCAGCAGAGGCUAGCAGGGCACUUGUGAGUGAAGCCGCAGCUUCCGAAGCCAUGGCCACUUCUGCGCAGCAGACUACUCAGGCCGGUACUUCAGGAUCUGUAGGGUCAACGAUCGCGCAUGCCCAAAGUCAGUCCACUGGCGUCAUGGCAAGCCAGCCACUAGUGUUGACUUCCGAUGAGAUCGCCAUACAACAAGCAACAUUGCAGGAGGCAGAGCUACAGAACGCGUUAGGAGAUAUAAAAGCGGAGAAAGAAAGAAUGAUUAGAAGAAGAGCCAGGAUGCAACGGAGACAAGUGGACGUUAGUGAGUUAGAGGAGAUGGACCUGACGCACGUGACUGAUGAGGUGAGGAUCGUACGGUCCGUCCUGCUGAAUGUAGUUGAGAUGCAGGACCAUCAGACAGCCAUCCUUCAGGACAUCCAGCAAAGUCUGGCCCUGUUGGUUGGGCAAGCGCAGGCAACGUCGCCAAUGUCCGGGCCUGGUGCCUGGCCCAUUGUACAGCCUCCUCCUUUUGUCCCACCGGUGAUUGGGGUAUCCCCAUUUGUAGCCCCAUCAUCAGUUGCGAUCGUUUCCCUGGGCAUGCCGCUAUUAGGAGGGAUCACAGCAGGACCUAGUUUGCAGGUUCCGGUAGAGACAGUGUUCACCCAAUCUCUGUUGCAGGUUGAGGUUACCACGCAGCCUGUUGUCUCGCAGUCUGUACAACCGCAGGGUACACAGCCCCAGCAGCUAGCACAACAGCCUGUGUCACAGGGUCCACAGGCCGGAGUGAUGCAGGGACCGGGACAAACACAGUGGGUUCCAAAGACGGCCAUCGCUGCUCCCAAACCUUUUACAGGGGAUAAGAGGGGCGAAGACCUCGACACGUGGUUGAGGGCAGUGCCGGUCUAUGUCAAAUGUGCACCGAUUACUGAGUUCGAUCUGACGGACAAUGUUACUCAAUCUUUGGUGGAAGCCUAUCGCGAGGACCAGUUCAUGUUUGAGAUCAUACGUAGGCUUGAGGCGAAGGACAAAAAGACUUCUGCCGAGUUUGAGUUGGUCAAUGGCUUGUUGUUCCUUGAGAAGGCAGGAAAUAAACGAUUGUGUGUUCCUAAUAGGGAGUCUUUGCGUAGUUUAUUGUUAGGUGAGAGUCAUGAUGCCACCGACCAUUUUGGGUACAAGAAGACCGCAGCUAAUCUGCUGCAGCGGUUUUGGUGGCCCACGAUGAUGCGAGAUGCCCAGCUGUACGUCGAGACUUGUCAAGUCUGUCAGAGGGACAAGCCACGUACGCAGGCUCCUCUUGGGCUUCUGAAGCCCCUUCCGAUUCCGGAAAGGCCUGGUGAGAGCUUGUCCAUGGACUUCAUGGAUACGCUGAUCACCAGCAAGAGUGGGAUGAGACACAUCUUCGUUAUCGUGGAUAGAUUUAGUAAGUAUGCUAGAUUAGUAGCAAUGUCGGAAACAGCAAGGACGGAGUAUGUGAUCAGAAUGUUCAAAGAGAACUGGGUCAGGGAUUUUGGCUUACCAAAGUUCAUUAUCAGUGACAGGGAUGUCCGAUUUACCAGCGAAUUGUGGAAGGCCGCUACUGCAGAGCAGGGAACUCAGUUGCAGAUGACUUAUGGGAAUCACCCAGAGGCCAACGGUCAGGCCAAGCAACUGAAUUGCGCUGUACAACACCUGUUGAGGCAUUUUAUCAAGCCUAACCAGGUGGACUGGGAUGAGAAGCUUGCUCUCAUCGCCAGUCUGUACAAUAAUGCUGUACACAGCGCCACCGGGGUGAGCCCAAACAGUUUGCUAUUGACUUUCAAGCCUAGACUGCCCUUAGAUUUUCUCCUUCCUGAGAAUCAGUCAACUGCUGCACCAGGUACUUUAGAAUUUGCCUACCGGUACGAACAGAAAAUGCAGCAAGUUGUAGAACAGAUGCAAAACGCACAGGCGGCUAUGAUAGAAUCAGCGAACAAACACCGCCGCGAGUCUUCAUUUCAGGUUGGGGACAGAGUCUGGGUUAAGUCCUCAGAACUGGGACAAGAGCACGGGAUCUCCCGCAAGCUCAUGCCACAGUACUUUGGACCAUGGGAAGUCUUAGAUAUUGUUGGGACUGAUCCGGAUGGACCUUCUUACGUAGUCCGGAGCCCUGGUCAUCUUCGUACUUACCCUGUCUUUCACGCCUCCAAACUUGCACCUUUCAAAGAAACAGAUCAGUUUCCCUCUCGUCGCUCAAUGCUGCCCCCAACCAUGGACGGAGAGGUGGAUAUCGAUGAUAUCGUGGACCAUAGGGAGCUGCCAGCGCGAAGACCAGCAGGCAGGGGACGUCCUCCAAAACUGAAGCUGCAGUACCGCGUUCGGUUCCGGCAUCACACUGAUCCAAAGGAGGACCGCUGGUUCACCAGGGAGGAACUAAUGCAGACCGCUCCGCAAGUUGUAGCCCACUACGAGAGAUCUCUGCAGAAGGGAAAGCGCCCUAUGGUUGAAGAUUGAGCUUCUCAGAGGACUGUUGAAGCUAAGGAGGAGGGAAUGCGAGGCCAUUGCCUCUAUGAGCCCCAUUCAGCCCCCAUCU